AGGUGACAUGGAGCAUGGCUCGGGCCAGGAGCCAGACUAGAACUGUCGGCUCUCGGAGGCACUGGGUAAGGGGGAGAGCGUGCCAGCCCCACGGGAAGUACAGGACACGUAUGAUCAAUAAGAAUACCUGGCUUUUCCAUCAUGCUUUUCCAUCGGAAGAUGGAAGAAUCAAAAUUUAUCCCUGGUAACAAAUUUUCAAAAGACAGAAAUAUACUUCCUGGUCUGUCUGAGGAGGAAACUGAUAUGAUCAAGGCUGCUCUCGAAGCAGGAGACCUCUCAGGAGCAGCGUGUGUGGUGCAGAAGUCAGACGAGUUGUUUAACAACACCGAGCUCAACAUCGCGAUCACAGGGGAGUCAGGAUCUGGGAAAUCGUCCUUCCUCAAUGCCCUCCGGGGCCUGGGAGAUGAAGACAAAGAAGCUGCUGAGACCGGGGUGGUAGAGACAACCAAAGAACCACAGCGGUACCAGCAUUUUAAAUACCCCAAUGUGAUCUUCUGGGACCUGCCAGGCAUCGGGACCCCAGAUUUUCGGCCAGACACUUACCUGGAGCAGGUGACAUUCAAUCGCUAUGACUUCUUCAUCGUCAUUGCUUCGGAGCGGUUCAGAGCCAACCACGCCAAACUGGCCCAGGAGAUCCGGAGGAUGGGGAAGAAGUUUUACUUUGUGCGCUCCAAGGUGGACUUGGACAUCUACAAUGAGAAAGAAAAAAAGAAUUUCGAUGAGGAGAAAACCCUGGACAAAAUGAGGAACGACUGCAUCAAACACCUGUGCAGAGAAGGGAUGAGCUCCCCAAAGGUUUUCCUUGUGUCAAGCAGGGAAUUUCAGAAAUACGAUUCUCCCAAACUGCAGAAAAAGUUGCUGAAGGAACUGGGAAGUCACAAGAAACACGUUUUCCUCCUGGCCCUGCCCAACCUGUCCAAACCAAUCUUGGAAAAGAAAAAAAAAGCUUUGCAAAGACAGAUCUGGAAACAAGCCCUGAAGUCGUGCACCAUCGCAGCUGUUCCUCUCCCGGCUCUCUCGGUGAAGUGCGACGUUGGCAUCCUGGUGAAGAACAUGAGAGAGUAUUGUGAGAGCUUUGGACUGGACGACAUUUCCCUCUAUGCACUCGCUAGCCAGGUUCGGAAGCCUGUCGCUGAGCUGAAGGGUGUGAUCAAGUGCCCACUGGCCAAAAAUAUCUCAAAAGAAACGGCUGAGGAGCAGCUGACUAAGGCAGCAGGAAAGGGUCUAAUUUUAGCUAAACAUUUUAUCAGCAUGAUACCGGUGGGUGGGACCAUAUUUGCUGCAGAGAGGUCUUUCACAGUGACAUACAGAAUGCUGAACAGCUUUUUGGAUGAUGUCGCUGAAGACGCCCAAAGAGUCCUGAUCAAGGCCUUGGAGAGAGAAAACAAAUGAAUAACAGCAACAAAAGACCAGUAAACUGAU
Molecule: messenger RNA, 1422 nt
Organism: Mauremys reevesii (Reeves's turtle)
Lineage: Eukaryota; Metazoa; Chordata; Testudines; Geoemydidae
Product: interferon-inducible GTPase 5-like
Exons: 2
Coding region: 142-1392 (416 amino acids)
Cellular component (GO): membrane
Molecular function (GO): GTPase activity; GTP binding
Source: RefSeq, a predicted model, not a curated record